Messenger RNA from Naegleria gruberi, 1146 nucleotides. RefSeq lists its product as uncharacterized. Gene Ontology annotation, cellular component: cytoplasm; PML body. Gene Ontology annotation, molecular function: single-stranded DNA binding; 5'-tyrosyl-DNA phosphodiesterase activity. The transcript has a single exon. NCBI's taxonomy places the organism in Eukaryota, Heterolobosea, Eutetramitea, Acrasida, Naegleriidae. Bases 1 to 1146 code for a protein of 381 amino acids. The record is from RefSeq and is a predicted model, not a curated record. Gene Ontology annotation, biological process: double-strand break repair.
AUGACGCAAAUCAAAGAAGUGAAACCUUUCAAGUUUGAUUCAAAUACUAAAAAAUGGAUCACUGUACAAUUUGAUACAUCACAUCAAGGGCUUUCCAUAAAUGACUCAUUCAAAUUGGGUUCUUUAAAUAUUAUGGACGAAAAGUACAAAAUUAUUCGAUCGAUUAUUAUUAGAGAUGACGAAAGAUUUGUUCACACGGUCAAGUUGUUGGAAGAGGAGAAUUUUAAUGUACUGGCUUUGAAUGAAGUGACUCCAAGGUUUUUGAAGAGAUUACAAGAUUCUGAAUUCUUUUCAAAGAACUAUUUCUUUACUGACAUUGUCAAUGAUGAUGUGACAGAUUCUGUCAAUAAGAGUUUGGGAAGUGGAUUUCAAGGCAAUUUAAUCUUAUCUAAAGUUUGCCCAAUAGCUGUUCAUUUGAUUGAAAAUCCAAUUUCUAAGCAUUUUGUUUUGGCAACCUUUGAAUGUGACAGCACUGAAAAAUUGUGCAUGAUUUCAGCUCAUACUCUUGCUUAUGCAAAGAAUGUUGAACAGAGAAAAACCGAAUUGAAAUCAAUUGCCAACAAUUCAUAUGUUCAAGAAAUGGAUCAGGUGAUCAUUUUGGGAGAUUUAAAUCUUCAUGCCGAAAGUGAAGACGAAAUCAUUGAGGAAAUUGGAUUUAGAGAUGUUUGGAAAGAGACCAGAAGUGAUAAGGGGUAUACGUUCGAUCCACUGAUUAACAGUUUCAUUAGAUUUAAAUAUCUAGGAAUGGAAAAGAGGAGAAUGAGAUUGGAUAGAAUUCUUAUUCGAAACUCAAACACUCUUGGAGCUUGUCAACCAAUGAAACUCUUUGCGAACAAGCCAAUUCAUGAAUCUUCCAAACAUUUAAGUGCUGAACCUUUAAAUACACCACUCUGGUACACCCUCUUUAAUAUUCUAUUCGGGAAUAUCAAUAGAAAGGAUUAUCUAUUCUAUUCUGAUCACUUUGGAAUGAAAGUUCAAUUGAAAAGGUAUGAAAAUCAAAGUGACCUAUUGAAACAACAUCAAGCAAUUAAGGAAGAAGCUAUAAAUCUCACUGAAAAUCAUGUAAAUGAUAGAUAUUCAUUUGUGAGAAAGGCUCUUCUUUCAAUUUUCAUAUUAUCCCUAGCAUAUUUCGUUUUUAGGUGGUAA